UCUGCAGUCGGAGACUCGCAGGCAGCAAAGACGGAGAGCGAAAAAGCGAACCGGGCAAAGCGAGAAGGGCAGCCGCGAAGAGCUUGCGUGAAGAGCACUGCACAUUAAAACACACCGCAGCCGGGAGCCCUUAGAUACGCACCGAGCAGCGGUAGCAGCAGCACGAGCCAGCCGCGAGGGCAAGCAGAAGCAAACGCCAAGCGCAGUCUCUUCUCUCUCUCUCUCUCUCUCUCUGAAUGUAUAUGCAUAAUAUCCUUAGCUUGAUUUAAACAUCUCCAGCUCACGCAUCAUGGUUUUUCAAACUAGGCUCCCUUCUUGGAUUAUUUUGUGUAACAUCUGGCUGCUUCAGUUUGCACACACGGGGGAGGCACAGGCUGCAAAAGAAGUAAUAUUGCUGGAUUCUAAAGCACAACAGACAGAGUUGGAAUGGAUUUCUUCUCCUCCCAAUGGGUGGGAAGAAAUUAGUGGACUGGAUGAAAACUACACACCUAUACGAACAUACCAGGUAUGCCAAGUCAUGGAACCCAACCAAAAUAAUUGGCUGAGGACUAACUGGAUCACGAAAGGCAAUGCACAAAGGAUUUUUGUAGAACUAAAAUUCACUCUGAGGGAUUGUAAUAGCCUUCCUGGAGUCCUGGGGACAUGUAAAGAAACAUUCAACUUGCAUUAUUAUGAAACAGACUAUGACACUGGAAGGAGUAUCAGAGAAAGCCAAUAUGUAAAAAUAGACACUAUUGCGGCUGAUGAAAGCUUUACCCAAGGUGACCUUGGGGAGAGAAAAAUGAAACUUAAUACAGAAGUGAGAGAGAUUGGACCUCUGUCCAAGAAAGGAUUCUACCUUGCAUUUCAGGAUGUAGGGGCUUGCAUUGCUCUGGUUUCUGUCAAAGUGUACUAUAAGAAGUGCUGGUCCAUUAUUGAGAACUUAGCAAUUUUUCCAGACACAGUAACUGGGUCAGAGUUCUCCUCCUUAGUUGAAGUCCGAGGAACCUGUGUCAGUAGUGCGGAAGAAGAAGCAGAAAACUCUCCUAGAAUGCAUUGUAGUGCAGAAGGAGAAUGGUUAGUGCCAAUUGGGAAGUGUAUCUGCAAAGCUGGUUUCCAGCAAAAAGGAGACAUGUGCGAACCCUGCGGACGUGGAUUUUAUAAGUCAUCUUCACAAGAUUUGCAGUGUUCCCGCUGCCCAAUGCACAGUUUUUCAGACAGGGAAGGAUCUUCACGAUGUGAUUGUGAAGACAGCUAUUAUAGAGCACCUACUGACCCACCGUAUGUUGCAUGCACAAGACCGCCAUCUGCACCACAGAACCUUAUUUUCAAUAUUAACCAAACUACUGUGAGUUUGGAGUGGAGCCCUCCUGCUGAUAACGGAGGAAGAAAUGACGUGACUUACAGGGUAUUAUGCAAGAGGUGCAGCUGGGAACAGGGUGAAUGUGUUCCCUGUGGGAGCAAUGUUGGAUAUAUGCCCCAACAAACUGGAUUAGCAGACAACUAUGUCACCGUCAUGGACCUGUUAGCUCAUGCUAACUAUACUUUUGAAGUUGAAGCUUUAAAUGGUGUCUCUGACUUAAGCCGUUCCCAGAGGCUUUUUGCAGCUGUUACCGUUACCACUGGUCAAGCUGCUCCCUCGCAAGUUAGUGGUGUAAUGAAAGAAAAAGUACUGCAAAGGAGUGUGGAGCUUUCCUGGCAGGAACCUGAGCAUCCCAAUGGAGUCAUCACAGAAUAUGAAAUCAAGUAUUAUGAGAAAGACCAAAGGGAGAGAACUUAUUCAACAGUGAAAACCAGAGCCACUUCUGCUUCGGUUAAUAAUCUGAAACCAGGAACUGUAUAUGUUUUCCAGAUUCGUGCUUUUACUGCUGCUGGCUAUGGAAAUUAUAGCCCUAGAUUAGAUGUUGCUACACUAGAAGAAGCCACAGCCACUGCCGUUUCCAGUGAACAGAAUCCUGUAAUCAUAAUAGCUGUGGUAGCUGUGGCAGGCACAAUCAUCCUGGUUUUCAUGGUUUUUGGCUUCAUCAUUGGGCGAAGACACUGUGGCUAUAGCAAAGCUGACCAAGAAGGAGAUGAAGAACUUUACUUUCAUUUUAAAUUUCCAGGCACCAAAACCUACAUUGACCCUGAAACCUACGAGGAUCCCAAUAGAGCAGUCCAUCAAUUCGCCAAGGAGUUAGAUGCUUCCUGUAUUAAAAUAGAGCGUGUAAUUGGUGCAGGAGAGUUUGGCGAAGUAUGCAGUGGUCGUCUAAAGCUUCCAGGCAAAAGAGAUGUUGCAGUAGCCAUUAAAACUUUAAAAGUGGGCUACACUGAAAAACAAAGAAGAGAUUUUCUUUGUGAGGCAAGCAUCAUGGGACAGUUUGACCACCCCAAUGUUGUUCACUUGGAAGGAGUUGUUACCAGAGGAAAACCAGUAAUGAUUGUAAUAGAAUACAUGGAGAAUGGAGCACUGGAUGCAUUUCUCAGGAAACACGAUGGGCAGUUCACAGUAAUUCAGCUGGUUGGAAUGUUGAGAGGAAUUGCUGCUGGAAUGAGAUACUUGGCAGAUAUGGGUUACGUACACAGGGACUUAGCAGCACGCAAUAUUCUGGUCAAUAGCAAUCUUGUUUGCAAAGUAUCGGACUUUGGUCUAUCCAGAGUUAUAGAAGAUGAUCCUGAAGCUGUCUAUACCACAACUGGUGGCAAAAUUCCAGUAAGAUGGACAGGUCCAGAAGCCAUACAGUACCGGAAGUUUACAUCAGCAAGUGAUGUAUGGAGUUAUGGAAUAGUCAUGUGGGAGGUGAUGUCUUAUGGAGAGAGGCCUUAUUGGGACAUGUCAAAUCAAGAUGUUAUAAAAGCAAUUGAAGAAGGGUAUCGUUUGCCAGCACCCAUGGACUGCCCAGCAGGCCUUCACCAGCUGAUGCUAGACUGCUGGCAGAAAGAACGUGCAGAAAGGCCAAAAUUUGAACAGAUUGUGGGCAUUCUGGAUAAAAUGAUUCGGAACCCAAAUAGCUUGAAGACACCUUUAGGAACCUGUAGUAGACCAAUCAGCCCUCUUCUGGACCAGAACACCCCUGAUUUCACAACAUUUUGCUCUGUAGGGGAAUGGUUGGGAGCAAUCAAGAUGGAAAGAUACAAGGAUAAUUUUUCUGCUGCAGGUUACAAUAACCUUGAGACAGUAGCCAGGAUGACAAUUGAUGACAUAAUGAGCUUAGGAAUCACAUUGGUUGGCCAUCAAAAGAAAAUCAUGAGCAGCAUUCAGACUAUGAGAGCACAAAUGUUACAUUUGCAUGGCACUGGCAUUCAAGUGUGAUGAGACAUUUCUCCCUUCCAAGGGAGGGGACAGACUUGAGAGAACAGUGCCAGCCUUCAGUCUUCAUGAAGUGCUGCUAGAAGACACGUGAUUUGACAGAGCCUUCAUGCGGAUGACAGAAGGCUCAUCAGAAGCACCUACAGACUUGAACUCCUAAGUGCCACCAGAAAGUUACUUAAAAGGGAAAACAGAUCUACUAAUGGCGGCAACAAAAGAAGUGACAAUAAACAAAGUACUACCUGAAACACCUACGAACACCUUGAACUCUCUAACCUCCUUUUUAUCUAAUGGACUUUUUAAAGUGUAUAUAAAGGAUUUUAAAAGAAAGAAUAUAUUUGUCAGAUAAAAAUCAUGAUAUUGUUAAAGUCAACAAAUAUUUUCCUUAAAACUUUCAUUUCAAACUUAUUUUAAGAAAUCAGUUGUUUUCCUUUUUCAUAUAGCUCUUUUAGUGUUGCAUUUAUAUCUUUGGACCUUCUUAGUGCUAAGCAUAUGACACAUUAUUACACUGGGGAGUUUUGAAAGAUUGUACAAGUUUCUAUAGCCACAAGAAGUGUAACAGGGAAAUGUGUAUCAGGCUAGCUACUGGGUGGGUGAAGCAGGGUUGGCCAGGACUUUUUUUUUUCCUUUUUCUAAUUUUGGCAUCUGUUUUUGUCUGUUUAUUCCACACCACAUUGAUGUGGUUUGCUAAUUGGCAGGAAAUCAGGAAAAAAAAAACAUUGCCAGGAGUUCUGAUAUUUUUUAAAAUAAUUUUGUAUAAGUAAAUCACACACUCUUCUUUAAACAGGAAAUGAAUAAAAUGGUGAACCUAGCAAUAAUGUUCCCUAAAAAUGCCUAGGCACUUUUAAAGAAAUGGUUUGAAAGAUGGUUUUAGUAGGUUGCCUGGGUUAAAGGAAGCUGUAGAACUGCAACUUUAAAUGGGUUGAAGCCCUUUCAUGGAAUGAUUGAUGGUACAGUAGGUAUAUAAACAGAACAAGUACAAGUACUAUAGUGUUGCUUAGCCUUUUAAUCAGAGCACAUUGGGUGUUUGUUCUUGCAGGGGAUUGGGUGUCUUUUUAUUUUUUCAACAAUGAAUAUUAGAAGGUCUAGGAGAAUAAUAAGCAUAUGGCUAAUAUGAGAUUAAGAUGAAUGUAGUCCCUCUUGCAGAAGUAAGAAUGUGAGGAUACAAUCCAGAGAAGAGUAGGCUUUCCGACAUUGCAUAUAAAUUCAGAAGAAAUUGCAUUCAAGUGGGUGGAUACCAGUGGUGUUCUGCUGCCAGUUUGGACCAGUUCUAACAAACCAGUAGUUCUGACCAUCCUC
Pseudonaja textilis is the source of this 4567-nucleotide messenger RNA. RefSeq names its product EPH receptor A7 (gene EPHA7). Gene Ontology annotation, molecular function: transmembrane-ephrin receptor activity; ATP binding; protein binding. NCBI's taxonomy places the organism in Eukaryota, Metazoa, Chordata, Lepidosauria, Squamata, Elapidae. Gene Ontology annotation, cellular component: plasma membrane; dendrite. Gene Ontology annotation, biological process: axon guidance; ephrin receptor signaling pathway; protein phosphorylation. The record is from RefSeq and is a predicted model, not a curated record.